AUGGUUUCUCUCGGCCUAUCAGGCCGCAGCCUCAUGGCAGGCAUUUCCUGUUCCACUGGAAUGGGCUUCGUCAUUUUUGGCUAUGAUGACGGCGUCAUCGGCGGUCUCCUGACAGCUGAUGCAUUCAAAGAGACCUUCCAUCUCAGUUCUUCGAUGGAAGGUACUGUCACAGCUCUCUUUGUUAUCGGGUGUCUAUUUGGAUGUUUGGGGACCAGUUUCUGCAACGGGCGCUGGGGCCGUUUAGCCAUCGCGCAAGUGGGAUCGGGUAUUCUUAGCGUCGGAGCUAUACUUCAAGCAUCGAGCUAUACUACCGCACAACUGAUCGUCGGGCGAAUUGUUGCUGGAGUUGGCCUUGGGCUCAUCUCGAGUAAUCUGGGCGUUUGGCAGUCUGAAUUGGCGACGAGGGAAAUCCGUGGAAUGCUUAUGGCUGUUUCCUUGAGUUUUCUCAUUUUGGGCCAAGUUUUGGCUUAUUGGAUUGAUUAUGGACUGUCGGUAUAUGAAAGUAGUGUGUCGUGGCGGUUUCCCAUGGCUUUUCAAGCGUUUUUGGGCAUCACGCUCAACAUCAUGCUAUUAUUCAUGCCGGAAUCCCCCCAAUGGUUAUUCCAACAUGACCGACACGAAGAAGGCACAGACGUUCUUCGAAAUUUGCGCUCUUCUCGCGGGGUGCUUGACGAGACUGCACUGAACACAACGGUCGCGGAAAUACAGGAUGCUUUGGCGCUUGAAAGUGAGCAGAAAGGUUGGAUGGAUCUCCUCAAAGAUGACCAUGUCCGAUCUCGUCGUCGUGUCUUUCUUGCGUGUCUUUUGAAUGCAUGCCAGGCAUGGAGUGGUAGUACCCCUAUCAGCUAUUAUACAACUGUUAUAUUCGAAAACUCAGUUGGUUUUGAUCGGAAUUUCGCUCUUCUCAUGUCCGGAUUCCUCCAAAUCUGGUUCCUGGUUGCAUCUUUCGGAACCUGGUACAGUAUCGAGAAGCUUGGGCGACGCAGAUCAUUCAUCACUUCGGCUAUCGGGAUGGCUUCGGUGAUGGCUAUUAUGGCUGCAAUGCUGGCGAUCAACACGCAUGUCUCGGGAAUUGUCGCCGCGGUGAUGCUUUUCGCUUACCAGGCAUUUUACACUUGGGGAUUUAUGGGUGGACUCUGGUGUUAUGGCCCUGAAAUCCUGCCUCUAGCCCACCGUUCAAAGGGAAUUGGUCUUGCCACGGCCUUCCUCUGGCUGUCCACAUUUGUGGUCAUCGAGAUCGUUCCUGUGGCAAUUGAGAACAUCGGGUGGCGAACUUACAUUAUUUUUGCAGUUUUCAAUCUUGCUUUUGUGCCUAUGAUCUACUUCCUCUAUCCUGAGACAGCCGGCUUUAGUUUGGAGGCUGUCGAUCUCACAUUCAUGGACCGCAGCAGAUCACCGGUGAAAAAGGCCGACGAGCUAUGGAAGUUGAUCCGAGAUGGCCAUGAUGUGACUUUGACUCGGGAGGUCGACCGGAAGCAUGAGGUCGAGCAUGUUGAGGUUGCUUGA
Molecule: messenger RNA, 1506 nt
Organism: Penicillium cosmopolitanum
Lineage: Eukaryota; Fungi; Ascomycota; Eurotiomycetes; Eurotiales; Aspergillaceae
Exons: 5
Coding region: 1-1506 (501 amino acids)
Biological process (GO): transmembrane transport; carbohydrate transport
Cellular component (GO): membrane
Molecular function (GO): carbohydrate:proton symporter activity
Source: RefSeq, a predicted model, not a curated record